AUGCAAUCUUCUUGCACAGCUUGUCAAUAUUCUCACUUCCUGUUGGCAUCAAGCAGAAAGUUUAUCUAUAACAGUGUCAAUAACAGCAUACCUCGCACUCUUCAUUCAUCACAUUACCUCCAUAUAUUCAAAUCACACAUCAUGUCCUCAGAACCUUAUGAUCCUUAUAUCCCAGCUGGAAGUGCAGCUCCUGCCGCUGGUGGAAGUGGUGCGCCCGCACAAGGUGGUCAACAGAACAAGAAGAUCGCGGCAAUCCAACAACAAAUCGAUGAAACAGUCAACACAAUGCACGACAAUAUCCAAAGAGUCGCUGAGAGAGGAGAGAGGUUAGAUGCUUUACAGGACAAGACUGACACACUCGCCGUAUCAGCUCAAGGAUUCAGGAGAGGAGCUAAUCGAGUUCGUAAACAAAUGUGGUGGAAAGAUAUCAAAAUGAGAAUUAUCAUUGGUGUUGGUAUUGCAGUAUUGAUAAUUAUCAUUGUUGUACCAAUUGUCAAAGCGUGA
Kwoniella shivajii is the source of this 504-nucleotide messenger RNA. RefSeq lists its product as uncharacterized. Gene Ontology annotation, cellular component: SNARE complex; plasma membrane. NCBI's taxonomy places the organism in Eukaryota, Fungi, Basidiomycota, Tremellomycetes, Tremellales, Cryptococcaceae. Gene Ontology annotation, biological process: vesicle fusion; vesicle-mediated transport. The record is from RefSeq and is a predicted model, not a curated record. Gene Ontology annotation, molecular function: SNAP receptor activity; syntaxin binding. The coding region runs from base 1 to 504 and encodes 167 amino acids. The transcript is spliced from 4 exons.